GUUGCUGGUGCUUCUGCUGGCACUGCUCCUGGGUCGCUCCCCCGAGCCGGAUGGUAUCAUGCCCAACACCGCGGCCGCGUCGCUCGCGCCGAUCCGACGGGUCAACGCUUCGUCCCUGGAUGCGGAGGAAUUCUAUGCCGAACAUGUGCUGAAGGGCGUCCCUGCGCUCAUCACCUUGGAUGCAACGGAUGCGGGGCCUCGAGACCUACUGGAGCAGAUGCUCUCCAACAAGUGUGCCGACAGAGAAUUGAAGCUGCUGUCCACGCAGCAGGCGGAUGUGCUGGCGGUACUGCAAGACCCGAAGCUGCCCUUUGUAAAAUGGCUUGCUGCCAACAUCCUUCUCGUCGUGCUUACCGGCCAGACUGUGGACGGCUGGGCUGCGCGGCGGACGACCACGCUUUCAGAGCUUAGCAAAGCGGAUGCAUCCACUCC
This is a messenger RNA of Symbiodinium sp. CCMP2456, 432 nucleotides long. Lineage: Eukaryota; Dinophyceae; Suessiales; Symbiodiniaceae. The record is from the annotation of a GenBank genome assembly.